AUGAAUGCUAUUAUUGGUUUAUGUCAUUUUUGUGAGGCUCAUGGUCCACGUCCCUUAUUCUGUACGUUCACAACAGACGACGAGGAUCACACAACAGAACCUUCAAAAUGUGCCGUACAAUGCAGUGGGUGUACAUCUAUAGGUUCUGAAACUGUUUUGAUAUCGAGAGAAGAUGAUGGGACAAUAUUUUGUAGCAGGGAGUCCGUUCCUAGCACCGAUGUGACUGCUUUUCUUAGACAAGCAGCUCUACGUAGUAUUACUUGUGAAGUAAAUUGGAGUAAGGAGGGUGGUGUGGUGUAUUUUAGUGAUACCCAAGGUCAUGUUCUCAGUCUAAUGUUCCAUUUAAAAGACACGAGGGCGAGAGGUCUUAAGAGAUUAUUCUCGGUAGUAGUCCUCAUGAAAGAUAAGAUGUUGCUCCUGAAUAUUACACCCAUGCUUUCAGAACAUAUGCAGAAAAUAGCAAAAGAGCUGCAACAGUUAGCAGAAGUGGUGUAUGAUAAUGAGCAAAGUAUCUGUUCUCAAAGAGCAUUGCGACUUAACACUGGAAGAAAUGACUAUGGUCAAUCAAGAUCUCUUAUACAAUUAACAGGUGAUAAGGAAGUUUACAAAAAACUCCAUUCUCACUUCACCUGGAUGCUAAGAAUAGGUGCUAUCACAUAUUCAGAAACUUUAUAUACAAGUCAGGAUUUACUUACAAAGUUAAACCCACAAAUACUUAAAGGCACAAUAUUUGAAGAUAAUGCAUGUUCAGUACAAAGUAAUGAAGAUUGUAUGUCACUAAGGGAAUUAGAAAAUUUAUUAACAAAUACUUUAUUUAGAAUACUUUUGUAUUGUACAUUAACUGGCAUCAAUAUUUUAAUCAAAUCUAAGCAAGUAAAAGCAACAAAAAUAAUCAAUAGCUUGUCAAUAUUAUUACCCAAUACAAAUAAUGCAAAUAUACAUAUACAAGAAACAAAUUCUGCAGUUUUACCUUCACAUAACAUAUGCAUGUUGGAAGAAACAGAAAACUGCAAUUUUGACUGCAAGUGGAGUGGAACAAUACCAACCAAAUGUCCUACAUUGAUGAAUAAAAUUGAAAAUGCAAUGAAAAAUACCAAAUUCAAUGAUACAGUAUUGCUCCAACAUUUGAAAACUUUACAACUGGAGUGGUUGGGAACUGUGAAAGCAAUUAAAAUGGCAAUACAAUCUUCAGGGAAACCAGAUGCAGUGAAUAAGCUGAAGCAAAUACUGGGUGUGACUCAGCAAGAUGAACCUUUAGUUAACUAUUGGUCACAAGUUUUCUGUGAU
Brenthis ino (lesser marbled fritillary) is the source of this 1287-nucleotide messenger RNA. The record is from the annotation of a GenBank genome assembly. Lineage: Eukaryota; Metazoa; Arthropoda; Insecta; Lepidoptera; Nymphalidae.